Scophthalmus maximus (turbot) is the source of this 3285-nucleotide messenger RNA. RefSeq names its product calcineurin-like phosphoesterase domain containing 1 (gene cpped1). The record is from RefSeq and is a predicted model, not a curated record. The coding region runs from base 140 to 1081 and encodes 313 amino acids. The transcript is spliced from 6 exons. NCBI's taxonomy places the organism in Eukaryota, Metazoa, Chordata, Actinopteri, Pleuronectiformes, Scophthalmidae. Gene Ontology annotation, molecular function: hydrolase activity.
AGUCGAUCGCCGAGAGUCGCCCGGCGUCAGCGAGCAGGAGCAAGAGGCAGCCGCGGCGCAGCGAAACCUGUCCGCGCUGACGACGGAAGUGCCGGAAGAACAGUGCGCUCGGGCAGCUCUCAUCCACCAACAGGAUCCUAUGGCCGACAGCGAGGACAUCUUCCUCAGGGCACGACAUGGGACAUUCAGCGGGCUGACCGAAGAUGCAGAGCACGAGUGGACGGGGCCAUUCUGCUUCAUUCAGGCCGCAGACCCCCAGCUCGGUCUGAUGAAGGCCUGGAAGGAUGGCGACUGUGACGGCGGAGGGGACGAAUGGGCCGAGGAGGUUGAGCUCACCAAGCAGGCUGUAGAGGCUGUGAACCAGCUCCGACCCAGGCCGAGGUUCAUGGUGCUGUGUGGGGACCUGGUCCAUGCAAUGCCAGACACACCGUUCAGAGAAGGUCAGGAGAGAGACCUGAGGGCGGCCUUGAAGGGAACAGAUCCCUCCAUCCCACUGGUGUUUGUCAGUGGGAAUCACGACCUGGGCAACACACCCACCCCAGGUACAGUGGAGCAGUACCGCAGUGCAUGGGGGGACGACUACUUCAGCUUCUGGGUGGGUGGCGUUUUCUGCCUGGUUCUUAACUCCCAGCUGUUCUACGACGCCUCGGCCUGUCCUCAGCUGAAGGAGGCCCAGGAGACGUGGCUGGAGGAGCAGCUGAGCAGAGCAUCCUCUUCGACGGAACCCAAACCCAAACACGUCCUGGUGUUCCAGCACAUCCCUCUGUACCUAAAGAGCCCUGAUGAGGAGGACGACUACUUCAACCUGCAGAGGGAAGUCAGACAAAACCUGCUGGACAGGUUCAAGAAGGCAGGGGUGAAGGCGGUCUUCUCUGGCCACUACCAUCGAAACGCUGGCGGUUGCCACGACGGCCUGGACAUGGUCGUGAGCUCGGCAAUCGGCUGCCAGCUCGGCCGUGACGCGCACGGCGUCAGGGUGGUGGUGGUGACGGCCGACGGUGUUGUCCAUCGCUACCACGACCUGGAGCAGCUGAGGGCGGGGGGCGUGGAAGAGGACCUCAGGAAACUCCUCCAGGCAUGAGGCCCAGUGAAUGAGUGAAAACGGGAAAAGUUUUUACUUUUUAAAAUAUAUUUUCAAGUUUAUUUGGAUUUUUACAGUUUCGAGCCCCUGUUCUUACAGGUAUUUGAAAAAGACAAAUCCGUUAAAGAGGCAGCCGGACAUUAUGAGUUAAACAGAAUCUUAUUAUGAAAUUAAAUUGAGUUUAUCUUUGCUCCGCUGAAUGUUUUCCUUGGAUUAUUUCUCAGCAGGAUGGAUGUAAUUAUCUCUUCUGCUACAGCCCCGACAGGGCCGCUCGAACAUCAGCGAUUGUGUUCUGACACUGUUGGUUCUUCUAUGGAGAGCCACAGUCCUCCUCUAUCUGAAGUAGCAUGACAUCAUGUCUGUCUGUCUAAGUGUAAGUUCAGUAGCAUCAUUAUGUUUCCUGUGUAACUUUAAAUGUAUCCAGCCGGCUCCUUCCUUUAAGGAAGCGUCCCUAGGAUAACUGACAUUUUGAUCAGAGCAGCUACAGGAGGUGUGGACGAUGAAGAGAUCCACUCCAAUUUUUACUCAAGUGAUCCUAAAAUAUCCAGAUGCAAUCGCUCCUUCUACGAUGUUUGCUGUUGCUGCAGUUUAACGCCUGGUGGCCAAUCCUAUGCAAGUUAAUCACAUUACUGUAUUAUGUGUUUUUAUGUAACUUUAAUUCGUUGUUUGACGGGCCUGAAAGAUCUGACCCUGGUUCCUGAAUGGCCUACACUGUCACACUUUUUUUUUUCCCCUGUAUGUCUGGCUAGUGUUGUAGAGACUAGUCUUUGGAUAAAUGUUAACUAGAGAGAUAAUUCUUAAUCCAUGCUAAUCAUUAAAACAAAUCAAUGACAAUCUUGUUUUUCAAAGUAACAAUCCCUCAGAUUUUAAGUCAAUGUGGCAAUAUUUAUUAUACUAGUAAGAAGAAAAGAAAUGCUCCAGGUGAUGACAUGUUGAUGAAGAUGUCGAUGUCGAUGAUGAUGAUGAUGUAGACACAUUUGUGAUCAGUUUUGCAGUCAGUUCUAUCCUUCAUGACAAAUACAUUAUCUUUCCUUCCUGCGACUGAAUUUGUUUCACAUGCAUGCAACAGAAAUUUGAGGCCAGCGAACUCUGUUGCUAACCAGGUAAAAUUACAGUCAAUUAUCAAUCAAUCAAUCAAAUUUUGCCUCAUACAACGAAUCACUCUGUGGCGCGAGUGUUGCGGCAUCCAUUCGGUUUCUCAGAGUGACUCGUAUAUGAAGGCGUGGAUCAAACCGAGUGUGGCCCCCUCCCCACCCCCCACUGUGAGGUUUUUGUGAUGAAAACGUUUCAUCACCGCACCGUGGUCUCGAUCAAAGUUGACACGUCACAUUGAAAUGACUCCUAAUCCGAUUAAUCUGCACACGUUUGAGAUCCUGACACACACACACACUGGGUGCACAAGGCGAAAGUGUGACUGUGUUGGUGGAUGCCAAACUGAAGGACUGGUGACAGACUGGUGAAAUGUCAUGUGUUGGUCAUUAAUGACGGGGAGGGCGCAGUGUUUUUCUGACUGUUCAGUCGGAGCUGAAGCAGCUGAACAUUGUUGCAGCCUGCGAGAUGCAAGACUUAUUUUUGAGCCUGAAAUUAUAAUUUCUGCAACAAAAUUAUUUUCUUUGUGAGUCCUAAAUGACUAUACUCGAUUAUACUUCACACACAAACACACAGAGAUACUCGCCCUGACCGACUGGGGAUAGAAGAGAGUUGUCAUGGCAACCCUUUAGCAACACUUCUGUGUGUGACUGCCAGUGUCGGUGGAGAAAGUGCACGUCCGUCCGUGGUGUGACGUGAACCGUAGGUGAUUUUCCAUCAGCGACACGCUCACUGACCAAAUUUUACACCGACAGAGGUCCGUUUUUUCCAAUAGUCAGCAUGUGAUGGACGGGGGGGGCGUCUGAGAGUAAUGGAUAAUGAGUGUGAUUUGUGAAAGACUACUCAGUCCAUAUCCUUAAUUUCCUGUCUGAGAAGGAACCUGAUGUCCUUAUCUAUUUUGAUAUCUUCACGGUAGCCGAGCUCAGUCCCAUUGCUCUUUAUCUGUGUGUGUGUGUGUGCAUUUGUUUUGGAGCACACAAUUUUUUUUGGGGGGGGGGGGGCAUCACACUUUCACUUGUCCCUAUGUUGGAAUUGUAAUGAAUUACCAUACUGAACACCAUGACUUAGACACAGUUGGUUGUAUUUUUAUAAUAAAUGUUGAUUUCAUCUAAUGA